GUUGUGUUUUUCCCCUUUUAGAUCCCUGCAGUUCUCUCAGCCCACCGUGCUUUACUGAGGAGGACCGGUUCAGCCUGGAAGCUCUUCGCAUGAUCCAUAAGCAAAUGGAUGAUGACAAAGAUGGUGGAAUUGAAGUAGAUGAAAGUGAUGAGUUUCUAAGGGAAGAUAUGCAGUAUAAGGAUGCUUCUAAUAAACAUAGCCACCUGCAUAGAGAAGACAAGCAUAUCACUAUUGAGGAUCUAUGGAGACGAUGGAAAACAUCUGAAGUUCAUAACUGGACUCAAGAGGACACUCUUCAAUGGCUGUCAGAAUUUGUUGAACUGCCCCAGUAUGAAAAGAAUUUUAGGGAGAGCAAUGUCAAUGGAACAACACUUCCCAGGAUAGCAGUAAAUGAACAUGCUUUCAUGAUCUCUCACCUGAAAAUAAUUGACCGGAGCCAUAGACAGAAACUUCAGCUUAAAGCCUUGGAUGUUGUUUUAUUUGGACCUCUUACGCGUCCCCCUCACAACUGGAUGAAGGAUUUUGUAUUAACAGUUUCUAUAGUUAUUGGUUUUGGAGGCUGCUGGUUUGCGUAUACACAGAACAGAACCUCAAAAGAACACAUCACAAAAAUGAUGAAGGACUUGGAAAGUUUGCAGACAGCAGAACAAAGUCUUCUUGACUUGCAGGAAAGGCUUGAGAAAGCACAGGAAGAGAAUAGAAACGUAGCUGUGGAAAAACAAAAUCUGGAGCGCAAAAUGAUGGAUGAGAUCAAUGAUGCCAAACGCGAAGCUCAUCGCCUACGGGAGUUGAGGGAGGGAGCUGAAUGUGAGCUCAGCAGGCUCAAAUAUGCAGAGGAGGAGCUGGUGCAGGUGCGCAUGGCUUUAAAAAAGGCUGAGAAGGAAUUUGAGUUGAGAAGUAAUUGGUCCGUUCCUGAAGCGUUGCAGAAGUGGCUUCAGUUAACGCAUGAAGUUGAAGUACAAUAUUACAAUAUCAAAAGACAGCAUGCUGAAAUGCAAUUAGCAAUCGCCAAAGAUGAGGCAGAAAAGAUAAAAAAGAAGAGAAGCACUGUGUUUGGAACAUUACAUGUUGCACACAGCUCUUCACUGGAUGAGGUGGACCAUAAAAUCCUUGAAGCCAAGAAAGCACUGUCUGAGUUGACAACCUGCUUGCGGGAGCGUCUUUAUCGGUGGCAACAGAUUGAGAAGAUUUGUGGUUUUCAAAUAGCACACAAUUCUGGGCUACCAAGUUUGACCUCUUCUCUCUACUCUGAUCACAGCUGGGUAGUUAUGCCCCGAGUUUCCAUUCCUCCUUAUCCAAUUGCAGGAGGAGUUGAUGACUUAGAUGAAGAUACUCCUCCAAUAGUUUCACAGUUUCAUGGGUCCAUUGUAAAACCUCCAAGCACACUGGCAAGAAGCAGUAGCUUGUGUCGAUCAAGACGCAAUGUUGUGCCAUCAUCUCCACAGUCUCAGCAUGCUUUGCACUCCCCUGACCCUGACAUCCUUUCUGUGUCGAGCUGUCCAGCUCUUUAUCGAACUGAAGAGGAGGAGGAAGCCAUUUACUUCUCUGCUGAUAAACAAUGGGAAGUACAGGAAACAGGUUCGGAAUGUGACUCGUUAAAUUUGUCCAUUGGAAGGAAGCAGUCUCCUCCGUCUAGUCUUGAGAUGUACCAGACACUUUCUCCUCAGAAAGUAUCCCGGGAAGAACUCUCACUCGAGGAAUCAUCUACAGGAGACUCUUCUUCUCUAACUGCAGACAUAUCUGGGGGCUCUCCUGACUGUGUAGGCAUGGCAGAGACUAAAAGCAUGAUUUUUAGCCCUGCAAGCAAAGUUUAUAACGGCAUUUUGGAGAAGUCUUGCAGCAUGAACCAGCUUUCAAGUGGGAUCCCAGUUGUAAAGCCUCGGCACACCUCAUGCUCUUCUGCCAGCAGUGAUAGUAAACCCAGCCAAGAAGCUUGUUCUGUUCCUAGGAUAAGUAGCAUCCCACAGGACCUGUACCAAAAUGGUGAAAACAAAAAGCCAUCAAAAAUAAAAAGCCUCUUUAAGAAGAAGUGUAAGUGAGGUGGGCAGAAGUCUGUAGUAACAUUGUAAAAACUUUUUUUAAAUCUUUAGGAAUGUAAUUCCAUUUGAGCAUUCUGUUAUCAAAUGGGAUGUUCUCUAGGUCAAUUCUAUUUAACUGACUCUCUUGUCAAAGAUCGUGCCAGCUGUCAAUGAGAAAUCAUUAAAAAUUUCAGACAGUUUACAUUCAUUUCUGCCUAUUUAUUUCUUUUUUUGCCCCUUUUGUUUAUUCAUAAACCCUUUUUAAACCACUUUGGACUUAAAAGCUUUAAUGAACUAGUAAGCCUUCCCGGGCUUGCCAAAGUUUAUUGUUUACCGGAGCAUCUUCCUAUCUUUCCAUAGAGCUAGGACGCUUAUCUACUGGACUUCAAGAAAAAUAAAAAGAAGUAGAAUUAAUUGAAUUGCACUACUGUUUUACAGACUGGACGAGUCUCUCUGCAAGUAAAACUGAGGGACUUAUAUUUGACUGAGAAGACAAAACUUUUCACUUUUAGAUUUUUGGGAUUUUUAAGUAGAACCUAGGAUUUCUAAUUGACUUGAUUUCUGGAAAUGGAAAUGCCGCGCUUUUACUAUGGGAAGCUUUGUUAAUGCAUUUAUUAUUAGAUUGGUUCAGGUCCUGCUGUAAAAAAAAAAAAAAAAAAAUAAAAAAGUUUUUCCCAGGACUGUCACUGUGAUUUUACUUCACUGCAGGCUGUAUGAUAAAUUUGUAUAGAUGUGUGUAAUUUAACAAGAGAGGAAGCUCUUGAUUCCUUAUGCAAGUGAUCAAUAUGAAACUUGACUGGGGACUGAAAAUAUUCACCCUCUUAAAACAAGGAGGGGAUUAGUAGCUUUUGUUUACAGACUGAUGGACAAUGGACAUCUGGUUUGUGAAAGUUUGUACUGUGGCAAAGACAAUAAAUUGGAAACAUUAUUGUGCUUUGGGAAUGUUCCAAUUUUAGCUGAUGCUUGUUUCAGACAUAUUUCAGAGUUCUGUUUAUUCAAAGCUCUUGUAGGCUACAUUGCUUAUGCUUACUGCUGUGUAUAAGUUAUUGUUAUAUUUUUUUGGAUUAGCUAUUAAUGUCUUAAUGUCUUCCUUUUGUAAGAUUUCAUACACUUUAUUUUUGUAUAGUUUGAAGAUCUAGCUGUUCAGACAUCUCUUAAGUAAAUGGUAUAAUUUUAUAAUGCAUACUGUUAUACUAACUCAAUUUUAGAUAUAAAGGUGAGACUCUGUGCUUCAGAAAGUUUUUGUUGAGCUUUUAUACGGAGAGAUGAAAAUACUAUGAGGUAGCAUGGAAGCCUGUUUAGGGCAACAGUAGCUAAUUGUUUGAAAACUUUUAUUUAAACAGUAGGCGACAACAAAUGUACUGCUUGAGUAACAGUGCCUUUUAUUCAGUUUGUCUGAAAAUGUUAAUACUGAGCAGGAAUUUAUUUUGAGGUACAUUCCAAAGAAAUAUUUCUUGCUCUAGUGAACACAAGCAAUUUAUCCAGCGAUCACUGAAUUGUUUCAGCUCUUCCAUAGGGGUAUGCUAGUUGCCUCAGUAACGGGUGCCACUGCCAGCAAGCAGCCUGUGAUUAGGGGCUCAUUCCUCGCCAAAUGUUCAUGCUGUACUGUAUGAAAGAAUUAAUUCACUGACUGCCUAAAUUUUUUUUUGCUAGGAAGGAGCUUUUAACAAAACCUGUAGCUAAUUGAAAUUGACUGAUAUGUGCUUCUUUUCUGUAAUUUUCUAUUUAGGUUCCAUUGUACAUAAAUGUUAGUUCUGUCCUUAGUAAGUAGCAGUGAUGUUAACAGAAGCGCUUACAGUGGGUAGUGGAAUGGUUAGAUGAGGAACAGGAGAUGGGAUGGAGGUAUUUGAGUACCUUAAAAGUUCUGUAACACUGAUUAAUUCUUUAAGAGAACAAAGAAUCCAGAGUUUUGCUGUUUGUCAAGGAAUGAUUGAACAUCAUCUAUACGAAAAAGCUUAGGGGAAAUAUUUGUAAAGUUUGGAGAAAAAGAAACCUGAUGGAAUAGAAAAUAAUGAAAUUAGUGUUCUCUGAAUCAUCAUUGAACAGUUAUAACUGCAAAAAUAGUCAUCACAAAGUAGCAGUGAUGUCCUUGAACUAAACUUGCUUGCUCUGUUCUUAUUAGACUGUACUAAUGCACCUAUGUAAAAAGACUUUUGCCAGAGUGAACCACCUCAAUGAUGAGUCUUCAGUCUGUUGUUAAAAGCCUUAUGAAGUACUUGAAAAAUGUAAAAAGGGAAAAUACAUAAAAUUAAGGAACUUAUUUUGCCUCCAAAACAACAUAAAGAAAAAUACUACCAGAAAACGUUCAAUUUUUGUCUACACUUGAGAAGGCUAUAGCAAUAAUUGAGUUUUAAUUAAGAUUUGAGGCUGGAUGGUAGAUAUUGCAAUGUGAAGUUUGAGGAAUUGUCUCUACCAUUACCAAAGAAGAUGAAGCAGCUUUUUGAUACUGGAGUGUGAAUAUUUACAGAUGGAAAAAACAGUCUGGUACUGGGGGGGGAGGACAGUGCUUCCUAAUCACACAGCAGUUGGGGUUGGAAUGAACCUCUGAGAUUAUUUAGUCCAACUUCUUGCUAAAGCAGUUUACCUAGAGAACUUUUGUGAAAGUCAUGCAAGCUCAAAUACUGAAAAGCCAAAUUAAAUUUGCUUUAGUAUGUGUAACUGAAAAGUAAAACAGCAAGUGGUAGAUUCUUAAUUGAUUGUGACUUUUUAAAAAGUAUUAUCUUUCUUAAAAUACACAAUUUUACCAGCUUCUGGAAGAAAAAUGUUAUAGUAAUCUAAAAACAAGAUUGUCAUAGUGAUAGGUUUUGGAGCACAGACUGCUUUCAACACUCAGUUUAUCACUAGCUGUCCUGUAACUCUAUAGUUGCUACUCAAUAAAUAUAAUAACUAAAAGCUUAAUUUAAUAUGAUCAGAAGCGGUAAGUAUCGCAUGUUGGAGCAUAAACUGUAGUUGAUUUAAAUUCACAGAGCUUUCUCCGUUAUUUAGUUGAGCCCUUACAGUCUAAUUUGUCCAUAAUCUAAAUGACUUGUGUUCCUGCUGUUAUGACUACUGUAGAAUUGUUUUUCUUGAAACCUUUCGUGUCUUUUUUUUUUUUGCUCUACUAAAAAAAAAAACCACAAAGUAAAAUUGUGAGGCAUCUGAUGAGGUACAGAAAGGAAGGAAGGAUGUUGAGAUCGUAGACACUAGAGCAGAUCAUCAUUGGUAAACAUCAAAUCCAGCUUCAGCACUUAAGUACCUGACGUGUCAACAUCUCAGAAGUGAGGAGAUUAUAUACUUUAAAAGGUCCUCCAAGUUUUACCUCCGUUUGCUUAAUGCAAUUUGAAUAAGCUGGCAGUGACUGAGUCCAAUCAGCAAUCCAACCUCUAGGGUUGCUGUAAGACAUUUGAGACAAUCUAGUAUCAUCAUUCUUCAGCAGCAGAAAACUUCCUGAGCUCUAAACUCUGCAUGAUUGUGAUCAGAGGUUUUUUGUUUGUUUGUUUAUUUUCUGUUGAAACUCUUGUAGCUAAAAUCAUAUUCUAUUUUAAGUUUACCUUCUUCUGUAGGUGAGGAUCUUUGCUUUCUUAAUCAUUUUAUUAAAGUGUGCUUUGUCUGGAUACGGGCCCCUUUGUAGAUGCUGUCUAGCCUCUUCAGGGAGAAUCAUGUGUCUGUCACCUGUCAAAGAAAGAAAUGUCUAUUUGUUUUCAUAUCAAGAAAUAUACUGAUAAGUAAACAAAAUGAAAAAACCUAAACACCAACUUUCCAAAGUUUCUUCCUGAAGAUUUGGAUUUUUCUCUCUCCUUAUAGCACAAAAAAUUUAGUAAAGUUAUUUCUGGUUGCCAUGCGGAAUGCUUUAUGACCAGAUUAUGAUGAAUUUAUUUGAGAUUAAAGCUGUUAAUUUUUUUCUUGGUGAAUGGUGGAAUUUAAAAUUGCGUAUGCACAGUUCCAGACACAUACAGUAUACUUUUAUUUCCCUACUUAGCUGACACCUACUUAGUAAAUUAUUGUGUACUUUCUGAUGGACAACUGAUUAAAGCAGAAAAUUUUCCAUCAAAUUCUCCUUAUCUGAAAGUCUAUCCAUCCUUAUCUGAAAGCCUAGGAAUCCAAGAAGACUUGACUUGUUUAUUUGUGAUGCAUAUGGAUGUGUGCUAGAGUUGGACAUUAGUUUCAUGACUAACUGCAUAAAAUUCAUUAGAAAUGGAAGCCUAAAGUAUUCUGCUCUUUUGCCUCUAAAUAUCUGAGAAUAUUGGAGCAACUCCAAUCAGCAUUUCUCAUACCACCAGCUUUUACAGUGACAGGAUAGUUUCAUUCCACUUCCAAGAUAGACUGCUAAAGGAUUGCUAUCUUAAUUUUAUGAUGUAUUCAAAAAAGGCUUUUAUUUUUCAUUUACUUAGAAACGGGAGAAGAAGCAAAUAAACCCAAGUGUUUAACUGAAAUUUUUGUUUGAAGCCAAAUAGUGGAAUUCUUGAACCUCUUUACCAUUCGCUUAUCUCCUUGUGCAAUAUGUUAAGGAUGAUGAACAUAGUUUUCUAAUAUGUUCUAGUUUGCACUGACUAAAGUGAUUUGUGAUUGGAACACAGCUUGCUCCCAGUUGCUCAAGGCAUUUUAAUCCUGGAUAUUGCAUCUUCAUUGAAUAAUAGUUGUUUGGGAAGGCUGUUUGAUUUCAUGUGUUUGUAAACUUGUCUGCUUUUGUCUUUUAAACACAGAUUUGGGUAUAGUCAAUAACAAAAGGAUUUUGCUUGUAGAGGGUCGUAGCUUGACAUCAUGUAAAUGUUUAGAUAACAGUGCUUUUGAGGUUGCAGUAGUUCAACAUUUUUAUGUUGUGUAUCAUGCACAUUUUUAGUAGAUAGCUUUCCCUUCCAACCCACUUGAUGUGGUACUGAUCUGAAACUCCACCAGUCCUCUCUUGCAUAAACAGAAGGCACUGAUUCAUGCUAAUUGUAACGACUUCAAACUAAUGAUUAUUCUCCAUUGCUCUUGCAUCUGAUUGUUAUCUAAGCAAGAUGGUAGUACUUAUCAAUCCACUGUCUUUUAAAAGUAAAAAUAUUUGAUCAAUUUUUGAUCUGUAACUGAGAGUUUCAUGCUUAACAAAUUUAGAAUACAUUCCACAUGUUUAAUGUGUCUCUGGAAUUCUCUUAAAUGGAAAUUGGUUGAUCUCAAGUGUUACAGGGAAAUCCUUAUCGCAUACAAUGAAAACGAAUGCAACGGUGUGUAUCAUCUACUCCUAUAUCUGAAGGCUAAAAGAUAUUCACAGCUUUUGGUGCUGGAGAUGAUAUGUUCAGAUCAGUAACUUUAUCCAAGAAAUUAACCUUUGUUUGCAAAGCAAACUCUUCAGGGCAUUGCCUUGAUCUUUCUAUUCCAUUUUCAAACCAGCUUUAAAUUUGGUGGCUACAGCACUAACUUAAGUGAUUGCCAGACCUCAGAGCAGUUCUGGAUAAUGAUUUCAGUAGUCUUAAAGGUGACUUUUUAAAAUGAUGUUGACAUCUGAAUUAACUCUCCUUUACAUUCCUUUUACUUCUGCUCAGUUUUUUGUGAUCCUUCUACUGUUAGUAAGAAGAAGUAUACAGGUAAUGGUAGUUGAUUGUUUGUGUUUAGAAUACAGCUCUUUUUUUUUACUCAGUCAUUGAGAAUUACUAAUUUUUUUAAAGACUAGAUCAUGGCUGGAUAUGGCUGUAUAAACAUUGCUGUACUUCAGUUGAGCAAAGUAUGUCAUUGAGUGGUGCAAUUUAUUUCAGUGGUAAAGUUAUCUGCCUUAAUUGUCCUUCAUUUUUUUUUUUAUUUGUAUCUUAACUUGAUGCUGCCCAAUUAUUUUCAGACUUGAAGUAAUUUAAAGUUAAGGUCAGUAUAUCUAGUCUUAUACAGGUCAGUCUUCAGUUGUCAGCCAUCAGCCCAUUCUUACUGGAGUUAAUUAAAAUUAGUGUUCUGCAGAAACAUCCAUCUUGAGUAUUUGUACUAGCUUAUUUGUUGGUAGAACAGAUUUCUGGAGGUCUAUGGGUGAUAGGCAGAGAACUGAAGGGAACCAGGUAACCUGUGUUCUUUUAUCAGCUUUGAAAUCCAUCUCCCAGUAGGAUUGAGUCUCCCCAGGGGAAUGUAGAUGUUACUGCUUGGAACUUUGUAGUUAGUUGUAUUUGGCUAUCUAAUUCUAAUAUCUGCAUGUGCGCCGUGCUUGCUUGCUUUUCAAUAUCUGACAAGAGCUGUGGGAGUUCUUAAAGGUUUGUUUAAAAAGAAUUAAAACAGCAACAACCAGAAAAAAAAGAGACUGGCAAGAUAAUUCUGCCAAGUUGUGGAUUGACUUGAACCAACAUCCCAGCUUUUGAUCUGAAAGGCUUGUUUUGUGAAAUGAAUUGCAUAGCAUGUGUGUUUUCACACUGCUCUCCUGCAAGCAACAAAAAAAUUAAAUCGCCCUGUAUGUUAGCAAGGCUGUUUGGGAAGUGUCUUGCCCUGUUCUUAUUUUCAGUUUAAAAAGAUUUAGUAGUAAGUGUUCAGCAUAUUAAUGCCUGACUGAAAAGAUUAGCAGAAUUUGAAUGACUUGCAUUGUUUUGUUUAAUUACAGCUUUAUAAAAAUGUAUAUAUUUGCAUAAAGCCUGUCUUUGGUUCUAGGUUGUUUUCCAAUGACAUAAUAAGAAGAGGACCAAGACAAAUAAAUGUGUACACAGUUUAAAUCUUAUUCAAAAGGCUUUACUGUUCUGGGAAGAUAUGUUGUCCUCCAUGCAGAUUCUGCUCUUCCUCUAUUUACUUCUGUUUGUUUUUGUUAAUUGAACUGAAGUAAGAAUCAAAGCCCUGGGACUGACUAGUUUCUGUCUCUCUAAUAUAUACACGCUAUACUUACUUUGGACUUCAUCUACUGCAUGUUGUUAAGGCUGUACACAAAUGCAGUUGGAGUAUUUCUUUGGUGUUGUACAGCAUGAUGCAUUUCAUUCCCCUUUCUAGUUUACCUCCCAAUAGCUAUAUAUUGCUUUAUAACUGGAAAAAAAAAAAAACAAAAAA
Meleagris gallopavo (turkey) is the source of this 8981-nucleotide messenger RNA. The record is from RefSeq and is a predicted model, not a curated record. NCBI's taxonomy places the organism in Eukaryota, Metazoa, Chordata, Aves, Galliformes, Phasianidae.